UUUUUAGUUCCGCUUAGAGCCAUAGACGGACACAUUUUGUAGUUGCACACAGCACAAAUCGAAACCUCUGUUCACAAACACAAAGUUAGUGACAGCGACUAAAAUCACCGACAACAGGGCAUCGCUGUUUACCGUUUUCUCGACAGAGAAAAACUGAGUAUUUAUGAAUUUGUUAAGCCUGCGACCUUAUAAGAGAGGUCAUAAGAGACGGUCAUGAUGGCGGAUGAGGCUGGAAAGCUUCCACUUCGGCGCCUGGAGCCCCCCAUUCAGAAAUUCAUUAAAGUGGCCAUUCCCACUGACCUGGAGAGACUGCACCAGCACCAACACAACAUAGAAAAGUUUCAGAGGAACGGUCAGUGGGACAAACUGCAUCAAGAGCACAUCAACUCCAGCCGCACUGUCCAGCAGUUGCGAUCAAACCUGCGGGAGAUGGAGAAGUUGUGUGGGCGGGUCUGCAGUGCUGAUGCCGAAGAUCUGGAGAAACUUGUUCAGCCAAUCAGAGAAAGAGCCUCCGCUGCCAUUCAGGAGUUCCUCCGGAUUCACUCAGAUGCAAUCAAUAGGCCAGAUGUUCCAACUAUCAGCACUCACGAAACUAUCAGCACAUUGCACAGUGAUGGUGAUACAGGUUUGCCCGGUUCCCCUGUCACUCAAACACAGCUGCUAAUGCCUGAAAUCACUCCAGAACAGAACGCCGCUGAGUCUUGGGACUCUUUAGCUGAGGACCUAUUGGAGUUAAAUGGUUUAGUAAACGAGUUCUCCACUCUUGUUCAUGCUCAGCAGGAGAAGAUUGACAGCAUUGAGGCCAACGUUAGCAUAGCAGCUGCUAAUGUGGAGGAGGGGACACAGAGCCUAGGGAAGGCGGCCCGUUCGAAGCUGGCGGUUUUGCCCAUGGCGGGUGCAGUGGUGGGGGGAGUGCUAGGGGGGCCGCUGGGACUCUUAGCAGGAUUUAAAGUGGCGGGGGUCGCUGCUGCCGUGGGGGGUGGACUGCUUGGUUUCGCUGGGGGCAACCUGAUCCAACGAAAGAAGAAAGAAAGAAUCGACCUGCAGCUACAACAUCUUAAGAGCAACAACAACAGUAAGAACGACACUCAGUGACACACUUGAGCACAUUUGUUUUUGUAGAGGGGGCCACGAGACGGCGGAGUUGCCGACCCACGCACGUUCUGAAAUAAAUACCAGACGCUAAGCGUACAUAAAACAACCACAAUUGCAGAAGAACUCCUACACGCAGUGCAAACAUGCACAAGUGGACCUGAUCAUUUUCAUCAUUCAUUUCUAUGCCAAAGCAAACAAGGCCUUAUUCCAUCAUCUGACGUGCUGCUGAACAGCUGAUUGACCUUUGUAGCAGUAAUGUGACUGUAGGUGUUAGAGGUGGUUAACGAUUAUAGAUGAUUGUUGUAUGAACUAUAUAACAGUAAGAUUUGUUAUGCAUACUGAGGAUUUGCAGUAGGUGACAUGGUUCUGUUUACUACAGUUAUGUAGGUAUACAGUUAAGUUAAGUUAAGUGGUAUUGUAACUGAUGCAUUUCUUUUCAAAUUUGUUCAUGGGUUAUGAGUAGAUAUAAAUGAAACAUUUAUUCUAUGUAAAAUACAUUUUAAGGUUUAUAUGUAUCACAGAUAUAAGAAUGGAGGCUAUGCACAGUAGUGAGAAACUCGGCACACUAUGAAUAAACAAUGAAUAAACUUCAUUAUCAAUGACAAAUUAUGCAGUUAAAAUAAUGAUAUAGUUUUUAUAUUCUGUGGAGCCCAUGAAUGCUUGUUUUGCCUUAACUUUUGAUAAAUUCAACGUUUCAGAUAUCUAAUAAUGAUUUAGGCUGCUAAAAAUUAAUACAAUUUCAAUAACACUUAAUAAGCCAUUGUAAUGGAUAAUUAAUAUACAAAUUGUUUCAAUAUUAUAUAUAUAUAUCUAAUUAGUGCUGUCAAAUGAUAAAUCGCGAUUAA
Cyprinus carpio (common carp) is the source of this 1940-nucleotide messenger RNA. RefSeq names its product syntaxin 17 (gene stx17). Lineage: Eukaryota; Metazoa; Chordata; Actinopteri; Cypriniformes; Cyprinidae. Gene Ontology annotation, biological process: exocytosis; vesicle fusion; intracellular protein transport. Gene Ontology annotation, cellular component: endomembrane system; plasma membrane; SNARE complex. Gene Ontology annotation, molecular function: SNAP receptor activity; SNARE binding. The record is from RefSeq and is a predicted model, not a curated record.